Messenger RNA from Salvelinus sp. IW2-2015, 1179 nucleotides. RefSeq names its product cytosolic sulfotransferase 2. Gene Ontology annotation, biological process: sulfation. Lineage: Eukaryota; Metazoa; Chordata; Actinopteri; Salmoniformes; Salmonidae. The record is from RefSeq and is a predicted model, not a curated record. Gene Ontology annotation, cellular component: cytoplasm. Gene Ontology annotation, molecular function: aryl sulfotransferase activity.
ACACACUCUGCAGCCUAGUCUCUGGUCAGGUAAGAGUUAGACACACCCACACUGUUGAAAAGUGAUUUAGACCGUGUGUUGAAGACUGUGCAGGAGGUUUGAGGUCACAGAAAAGACAAGACACUAUCUACUCSAGGACACUGCCGACUCAGUAGCCUAUCAGAUGGAGCUGCCACCUCGACCAAAACUCUUUGACUUCCAUGGAGUCUCCAUGACCAACUACUUCACUGRCAACUGGGACAAUGUACAGAACUUCCAGGCCAGACCAGAUGACAUUCUCAUCGCUACCUACCCCAAAGCAGGAACCACAUGGGUCUCCUACAUUCUAGACCUGCUGUAUUUUGGCCAGACAGACCCUGAGCAUCAGAGACCCAUCUUUGAGAAAGUUCCUUUYCUGGAGUUGCUCAUUCCUCUUUACCCUCCAGGGGUGGAGGUGCUGGACAACUUAACCACCUCUCCUCGCCUCAUCAAGACUCACCUCCCAGUYCAGUUGCUGCCCAAGUCCUUCUGGGAGCAGAACUGCAGGAUAGUGUAUGUGGCCCGUAAUGCCAAGGAUAAUGCCGUGUCUUAUUUCCACUUUGACCGCAUGAACCAGGCCGAGCCAGAGCCAGGGGACUGGAACAACUACUUACAGAGAUUCAUGGAUGGAAAGAUGGUGUUUGGUUCAUGGUUCAACCAUGUGACUGGCUGGUGGGAGAAGAAACAGACUCACUCCAAAAUCCUCUACCUCUUCUAUGAGGACAUGGUUGAGGAUACGGGGAGAGAGCUGGACAGGCUGUGCUCCUUCCUAGGUUUGUCUCCUUCAGCAGAGGAGAAGGAGAGGGUGAGAGGAGGAGUGCAGUUUGAUACUAUGAAGAAGAACAGCAUGGCCAACUACUCCACCGACCCAGUCAUGGACUUUACGAUAUCCCCCUUUAUGCGCAAAGGAAAGGUUGGUGACUGGAAGAACCAUUUCACUGUGGCCCAGAGUGAACAGUUUGAUGAAGACUAUAAGAAGAAAAUGGAAAACACUCAGCUUCGGUUUCGCACAACAAUUUAGGACUGUYUUCAUUAUCUAAAGCACUCUACAGGUCUUAAGAACGUGACUGCAUGUAAAAAUGUAAUAACACAUAAUACUGUAAGUAUGAGCACCAAAGACAUACUGUCUAACUACUGUAAAUAAACAACACCUGAUAACAA